CGGUCCUAGGCCCAAAGCUUUUGUCACUCGGCUCUUGUGUCCUCUCUUGAAUGCGAAAUGGCGCCUCACGAAGUUCGUCGCCCGUUCAAACGUCCGGCUAUCUCCGAUCAACAGAAGCGCCGGGAGCUCUCGCUUCUCAGGCAAGCGCAGAACCGGCGAGACGCUCAACACCAUGCUCGCUGCUUAGCAUCCACCGUCGUCUCUCUCCAAGCCCCUAACCCUGAACCAAUCUUCGAACCGGAAAUCGCAGACGAACCUAUUGUCGAAUCUGAGUCCCAAUCUAUACCUAGGGACAUUGAUGUGCGUCAGGCAUCGAAGCUCAAAGGCUACGAAGCUCGUCGCUGGUUCGCAAGGCAGUUGAUGCUACCGGAGUGGAUGAUCGAUGUUCCAGACCGCUUGAGUCACGACUGGUAUGUAUUAGCACGGCCCACUGGAAAACGAUGUUUUGUUGUUUCUUCUGAUGGAACAACAGUUAGUAGGCUACGCAAUGGCUCUGUCUUGCACCAUUUCCCAUCUGCUCUGCCCAAUGGGGCAAGGACAAAGGACAUCUCUGGUUCUGCUCAAUCAUAUUGUAUUCUGGAUUGCAUAUUUCAUGAGUUGGAUCAAACUUAUUACGUGAUUGACAUGGUGUGCUGGCGGGGAUACUCUUUAUAUGACUGCACUGCUGAGUUCAGAUUUUUUUGGUUGAACUCCAAGCUUGCUGAGGCUGGGGCCUGUGACCCUCCUUCACCUUACCAUAGAUACAGAUUUAGUGUGGUCCCCAUUUACAAUUGUGACCAGAAUGGUUUGUACACUGCUUACACAGGGGCAGCACCUUAUGUCAAGGAUGGACUAUUGUUUUAUAACAGGCAUGCGCAUUAUCAAACUGGAAACACACCACUGACAUUGGUUUGGAAGGAUGAGAACUGUAGUCAGUAUGUUAUCGAUACAGAUAGUAAAGGACAGGUUCCAAGUCAACAACAGGUGGUUUUGGAGCUACAAGAUGAUGGAAACCUGACAACAUCAGAUGAUCCUCCUGUUGUAUUUGGGUCCUUAGAUGGGGACUUCAUACAAAAGUCUGGGCUCUGUUCAGGAAACCUUCUACGAUUUGCUGUUAGUGAUGGUGGAUUGAGUUUUGUGGAUGGAAAGCUUGAAAGGGCUGAUCUACACUACCUGGGCAAGGUGAAUCGAGCACGUGCUUUCGCAGAUAGUUAUUCCAAGGUCAUGUUCCAGUAUUCAGUUAGGCAUUCUCCUCUGAGCAUUGAUGAUCUGUUAGCAUCCAUUACCUCGACAAAUGAUCAAGAAAAGGAAGCCUGUGAUGUGGAGAUGGCCGGUUGACCAUGACUCUUGGUGAUUGCAACGGAGAUUUCAUGGGUGUGUAUACCUACAUUAUAAUGGUACCAGCAGCAAACACCAUUAGCCUCCUCUAUAUCAAAGGUGUUUGAUACUCUCUAGGCUGCCUGCAUAGCUGUGAUGCUGCUGGAAAUGGCAUUGGAGAUGGGAGUUGGGAGACUGCAGCUUGUCCUCAGGCGAGGUAAAUCGACUAAUGGCCAUCACUGUUCAUUAAUUUGGCUGAGCAGUUUCUUCAUUAGUAUUUGAACGUGGCUUGGCAAGUAAUCAUUCUAUUAGGCCUUGGAUUAUGAAUGUAUGCCCAUGUUGGGCUAUUUAUAUCUCGGUUUUGUGGAAGAUUUAUACAACCCCUGACACUAUAUUUGGUUUUGUAACAAUUUUCUAAAAACCCCAUAUUUUUAUAUGGUGGAUUUAUCUUA
Messenger RNA from Vitis riparia (riverbank grape), 1748 nucleotides. Its product is annotated as snurportin-1. The transcript has 8 exons. The record is from RefSeq and is a predicted model, not a curated record. The coding region runs from base 58 to 1317 and encodes 419 amino acids. Gene Ontology annotation, biological process: snRNA import into nucleus. Gene Ontology annotation, cellular component: cytoplasm; nucleus. Lineage: Eukaryota; Viridiplantae; Streptophyta; Magnoliopsida; Vitales; Vitaceae.